Messenger RNA from Fusarium vanettenii 77-13-4, 670 nucleotides. RefSeq lists its product as uncharacterized. Bases 107 to 397 code for a protein of 96 amino acids. Gene Ontology annotation, cellular component: precatalytic spliceosome; U4/U6 x U5 tri-snRNP complex; U4 snRNP. Gene Ontology annotation, biological process: mRNA splicing, via spliceosome; spliceosomal snRNP assembly. NCBI's taxonomy places the organism in Eukaryota, Fungi, Ascomycota, Sordariomycetes, Hypocreales, Nectriaceae. The transcript is spliced from 5 exons. Gene Ontology annotation, molecular function: RNA binding. The record is from RefSeq and is a predicted model, not a curated record.
CUCGCGGUGAUUGAAGACGACCUUGAUAUCCUCGCCCUCUCAUCCCAAUCUACGGUCCGACGACGCUCCCGCUGUAUUCAACAACUCUUGCGCUCCCCGAUUCACAAUGACUGGUCGUGGUGGUGGCGGCGGUCGCCGCGUUCUCCUCUUGCCCAUUAACUUCAUCUUCAAGCUUCUUCAAUCACAUGCCACCGUCAGCGUCUGGCUCUAUGAGCAGCUCUCCAUUCGCAUCGAGGGCAAGAUUCGGGGCUUCGACGAGUUCAUGAACCUGGUUAUCGACGACGCCGUCGAGGUUAAGCAGAUCACCAAGACCAACGACAAGGAGACUCGGAGACCUCUGGGCCAGAUUCUGUUGAAGGGAGAUAACGUGUCAUUAAUCCAAAGCUUGACUGGUUGAUGGAUAGGGCAUCGAGUUAAGGGCGUGUGGAACCAACAUGUGAACUGCAGUCUGCUGGAGGGGAAAAUUAUACCAAGCCGCCUGGGCCAAAAUAUGAUGGCCAAUGAGGCACCUGUCAUGACACGGAAAGACAGCUUGCGAGUACGAGGUUCGUCAUACCGCAAUAGCUAGGGGCACGCGGAGAAACGAAAGACUUGACUUGGGCCAUAGCUUUGCUUUGCAUCUCCGCCGCAAGAGAUACUCGUGCACGAAUAAACCCACGUUUGCCUUGAG